GGAGCAUCUGAGGUGGUGAAGUCGUAAUAGCUCUUCAAGUCUACAAUUAAAAAUGGCCUCUAACAAAACUACAUUGCAAAAAAAUGGGAAAGAAACAAAAUGGAAAGAGUAAAAAAGUUGAAGAAGCAGAGCCUGAAGAAUUUGUUGUGGAAAAAGUACUGGACCGACGUGUAAUGAAUGGGAAAGUAGAAUAUUUCCUGAAGUGGAAAGGAUUUACAGAUGCUGAUAAUACUUGGGAACCUGAAGAAAAUUUAGAUUGUCCAGAAUUAAUUGAAGCAUUUCUUAACUCUCAAAAAGCUGGAAAAGAAAAGGAUGGUACAAAAAGAAAAUCUUUAUCAGACAGUGAAUCUGAUGAUAGCAAAUCAAAGAAGAAAAGAGAUACUGCUGACAAACCAAGAGGUUUUGCCAGGGGUCUAGAUCCUGAACGAAUAAUUGGUGCCACAGACAGCAGUGGAGAAUUGAUGUUUCUCAUGAAAUGGAAAGAUUCGGAUGAAGCUGACUUGGUGCUGGCAAAAGAGGCGAAUAUGAAAUGUCCUCAGAUUGUAAUUGCAUUUUAUGAAGAGAGACUAACUUGGCAUUCUUGUCUAGAAGAUGAAGCUUAA
Molecule: messenger RNA, 602 nt
Organism: Dipodomys ordii (Ord's kangaroo rat)
Lineage: Eukaryota; Metazoa; Chordata; Mammalia; Rodentia; Heteromyidae
Product: chromobox protein homolog 3
Exons: 1
Coding region: 84-602 (172 amino acids)
Biological process (GO): chromatin organization; negative regulation of transcription by RNA polymerase II
Cellular component (GO): pericentric heterochromatin; nucleus
Molecular function (GO): chromatin binding
Source: RefSeq, a predicted model, not a curated record